Exophiala viscosa is the source of this 2502-nucleotide messenger RNA. RefSeq names its product serine/threonine protein kinase. The transcript has 5 exons. The record is from RefSeq and is a predicted model, not a curated record. The coding region runs from base 1 to 2502 and encodes 833 amino acids. Gene Ontology annotation, biological process: protein phosphorylation; intracellular signal transduction. NCBI's taxonomy places the organism in Eukaryota, Fungi, Ascomycota, Eurotiomycetes, Chaetothyriales, Herpotrichiellaceae. Gene Ontology annotation, cellular component: cytoplasm. Gene Ontology annotation, molecular function: protein serine/threonine kinase activity; ATP binding.
AUGCAAGCCCCCAAGACUAAAGUGGAGUUGCAACAACACAAAGCAAAACUCGCCAAUUCCUAUUCAGAAUUACUCGAACAAUUCUCCUCGAAAGACCUCAAAACUGUUGGAAACUAUAGCCUUGGAAAACUCAUUGGGAAAGGCUCCUUCGGCAAGGUCUAUCUUGCCCGUCACAAUCUCACCAAUGGUUCAAAGGUGGUGCUCAAGGCGUCGGACAAGGAUGAUGGAAACCUCGCAAGGGAAAUCCACCAUCAUCGACAGUUUAUACACCCCCAUAUUGCGCGAUUAUACGAAGUUAUAAUAACCGAGACCCUUGUGUGGUUAGUUUUGGAAUACUGUCCUGGGGACGAGCUAUUCAACUACUUGUGCAAGAAUGGACCGCUUCCAGUCGAAACAGUCCAGAAGAUCUUCACUCAGCUGGUCGGUGCUGUUGCGUAUAUCCACAGUAAAUCGUGUGUCCACCGAGAUCUGAAACUGGAGAACGUUCUGCUCGAUAAACACAACAACGUCAAGUUAUGCGACUUUGGCUUCACCAGGGAAUAUGAGGGCAAGUCGAAUUAUCUCCAGACAUUUUGCGGAACAAUUUGCUACAGCGCGCCGGAGAUGCUGAGAGGUGAGAAGUACGCUGGCGAGAAGGUCGAUGUCUGGAGUCUUGGUAUUAUCCUCUACGCGCUUUUGAAGGGCGAAUUACCAUUUGACGAAGAAGAUGAUGCGGCGAGCAAAGCAAAGAUUCUAAAGGACGACCCAGUCUACCCAGACACAUUUCCCGAAGCGGCCAAGACAUUAAUAUCAAAACUCCUGUCGAAAAGGCCAUUACAUAGACCGACUCUUGCGGACAUCCUUGUGGAUCCGUUCCUGGCUGAACAUGCCCCUCAUCAGCAAGCUAUCUUGAAGCUCUCCCAGCCGGCUGCAUUCACAACACAGUUGGAGAAAGACACGCUGGAACGAAUGAGAGCCGUUGGCGUCGAUAUCGACAAGGUCAUUGAAAACGUCCUUUCGCAGAGAUGCGAUUCGUUGUCGGGCUGGUGGGCGCUACUGAUAGAGAAAGAAAACAGGAAGCAAGCAAGACGAGAUCGAAGGCGGAAGGAGCAGGAGGCCGAGUUGAAGAUUCUCAGGCGUCUAAGUGGCGCAAGUGCUCGUCUGGAAAGAAUUGCGCCAACUCUGACGGAGGUCGAUGAGGAACCAUCUCCGGAUGGCGAACGACGUCGAAGCGGUAGCCGAGGGAGAACGCGCAGGAUCAGUACACCUCAGAUUCUCAUCAGCGAUUUGCCGCGACUACCAGAAGGAGAUGUUAUCCAGUCGCCCAACUCUGUGCAGACUACGCCGCCGCCGCCACCGAUUGAGAAGGACUCAGUACGCUCACAUAGUGGUUCUCGACCUCCUCCCCCACCCAAGGAACGAAGUCGCCGGAGCAGUACACUUCAGAUCGUCUCAACUAAUCCAGAUGUUCUCGGACCUGUCAACGGGAUCAAGAAGCGACGGGAUGGGAAGCCUCGCAAUCGACAGUUCUUCAACCAGCUUACGGCAUUGAAACAUUGGUUCGUCGAGUCUACGAAACGAGCCAAAUCGCCCAGUGAUCUCCAUUCCAAAGACCACAAACUCCUCAACGGUCAUGCGAAUAUGUCAACGACAUCACACACGCACAAUGCUCAAAUAGACAGAAGCAGCAAAGGUUAUCUUUACGCCGCUAAUUCACGCAGGUCAUCGUACGGAUCCGCAUUGACGCCCGUCGUUUCCAACUCGAACCAGGUCGUGGCGAUAAAAGCGCCCCGCGUCGAUAACACUGCUCUCAACAAAGCUCACCGCAACUCGGUCUCGCCGGCACCCCUUACGCCUCGAUCCUCUUAUCACCUCCGCGGUCGGAAGUCUACAUCCUCAUCAGUCUCUUCCGUUCGAAGUAUGCCGCGGCACGCCUCCCACAGCAAAGCGUCGUCGCAGAGCUCAAAUAGCCUCGACACAAUACACAGUCCAGGCACGCGGAGUGCCGCGAGGUCACCUCACCCUUCGGUCAAAGUCCUUCCCAAUACCCCGCCAGUGAGCCAACCUAGGCCGCUAUCCGGCACGAACAUUAACGAUCAAAGCACGACGACCGGGCCGUUCGCCUCUGGCCUCAUGUUCGCCAAGCGGAAACGCUCGCCGUUCAAGGGUCCGAUGCUGAAUCCCGCGUUUUUUUCGGGGGGAAGUGUGCCAGCGGCAUUUGGAAGUCCGGCGAUCAUGGCGGGAAGACACCGUGAAGGAUCGGAUGGUAAAACGAAUCGUGCUUUGAGGGACGUUGUUGGACGAAGAGGUAGUGGGAAGAGGAAAUCUCUGAUCAUUGAGGAGGAGGAGGAAGAUGGCGAGGGAACGCUCCGGGAAGAGGAUGAAGAGGAGGACAUUGAAGAGGUUGAGACGUUCCCUGCGAUCGAGUUGAAUAAGGGGGAGAAGGUGGAGAGUAUUACGAUAUGGAAUGAGGGCGUCGAGGAUGCGGAUGGUACGGAAUCGCCGAUGACGGUUCGUCCGUGA